AUAUAACGCGCCUACGCUCGCUGUUGUGUAGUAGCAUACGCCUAGCUGUCGAACCGACCGUAUACGGUUAGAAUGUUGCCAGAAGCUUGCCAGACUAUUGAGCACGGGAUCGUGGCACUGCUUAAGCGUAACUUUGGAUUUAUAGCUUGCCCAAAUCGUGUGCGGGACGUGUUCUUUCACUUGGCGGCACUCGAGGACUGCGUCCCUGAACAGCUGGAAGUGGGAACCACUGUCACCUUCACUGCUGAACGUGACAGCAGCGGGAGGCAAAUUGCAACGCACGUUAGGCUUGCUCCUGUUGGCUCCCGCGUCCGCUUGGUGCAGACCAGCCAGGAUACCUACAUCGGUCAGGUGGCGGAUCUUGCAACCAGCACGUCAAAAGGGGUCAUCCUAUUUCUGAACUCCAGAGAAGCACCCGAACGCAUACUGUACGAUGCCAGCGACGUGCUUGCCGCGCGCCCAACUUCAUCCCAGCAACCUCCUGAUGCUACACCGUCGCAGCCAGCAUUAGCGUCGCAGCUGCAUGCAGAUCCACUGGACGCGAUUUUCUCACAGGCCCCACAGCCCCCUCUAGCCCGGGGCCAGUUAGUCCUCUUCCGUAUAAGUACGGAUAUGCGAGCAGCACUACUCACCCAACAAGCCACCGCCGCAGCAGCAUCGGCUGCUGCUAUUCCCGACACAGCAGCCACUGCUGCUGGCAUGGGUUCUCCAGCUACAGCUUGUCUCAUCUCCGGAGGCUUGAGCGUUAGCAGCGGCAAGGAGCAAUGCACCCCUGCGCGCCCAUCUGUCAACACCAGACAGCGACUUGCGUACGAGCGGGCGGUUGAAGUACGGCCGGUUUCAUCGGUUUCGGAGCUGCGUUUGUCGUACCCGCACCUGCAGCACCAGGCGGUGCUGUUGGAGCUGCUGGGGGAGGCCAUGAGGGCCGCCAGGGAGGUGAGGGCACAGGCGCAGGAGGAAAGGGUGCAGGAGGCCAGGGUGCAGGAGGUCAGGGCGCAGGAGCAUGCACACGAACAGGCAGUGCGCCGAAGCUAGACCAGCACCCGGGCUGUGCAGAGCGUGUGCGGCUGAAGGCCGCGAGACACAGAGGGAGGGACAUGGGGACGCGGGUGAGGUUGGCGAGGUGCGGCACACGAGGCCCAUUGGGCUACAUGCCGCCCAAGAGGCGUAGCAGCAGAGGCGGGAGCGCAGGGGCUGAGGCGGGAGGUCAGGGAGCAGGCAGUGCACCGGAGCUAGAGCAGCGCAUGGACUGUGGAGAGUGGUGCUGUCCGGAGCGCGUGUGACAGCUGAGGGCAGCGAGACAGUCAGAGAGAGAGAGAGAGAGGGGACACUUCUACGGGGGCGCGGGCUGCCUCGUAUAUUGAUGGGGGGCGGUUCACGGAUCUUUCCAGGGCCUGUUCUGCGACAUGGGCGAUGCCUGACGCGGCAGUGGGUGCGGCAUAGCAACUAGGGAGUUACAGCCGGUGCCUUGCUGGGGUUCUCUAGCUAGCUCGUCAGCCAUAGGACUAGCAGUCCACGUUAAGGCGCGGUUCAGGAUGCUGCCAGUGCGUGACACGUGCUUGCGUGUGCGUUGAGUUCAUUACCGGUACUAGGCUGCGCGCAUGUGAGCUGUCUGACCCAUGGGUCAUACACUCGAGAGCUCCGUCGUUACAUGGCAUACAUCUUUCCAAUUCCGCUUCUAACCCACUCCCAAG
Messenger RNA from Astrephomene gubernaculifera, 1694 nucleotides. NCBI's taxonomy places the organism in Eukaryota, Viridiplantae, Chlorophyta, Chlorophyceae, Chlamydomonadales, Astrephomenaceae. The record is from the annotation of a GenBank genome assembly.